CAGCGCUCAGCUGUCCCUGCUUGGCUGGGAAGGGAGCUGCACAAUCGACACUAGGGACCAGCUCCUGCCACUGCUUCUGAGUUCAACGGGAUCCCAGGCAGGCGCCCGACAUGGGCACCCCCCAGAGGAGCCCCCUGCAGUGCAGGCUGUCUGUGCCCUUCCGGUGGCCCUGAGUGUUCAGCCCCCCGAGUUGCCUGGGUCCGGAGGGGACCGUGCUGUGUGACGCUGCUGGACCACACUGGGCAAGCAUGGCGCUGCUCAAAGUUAAGUUUGACCAGAAGAAGCGGGUCAAGUUGGCACAGGGGCUCUGGCUCAUGAACUGGCUCUCUGUGUUGGCCGGCAUCGUCAUCUUCAGCAUGGGGCUCUUCCUGAAGAUCGAGCUCCGGAAGAGGAGCGAGGUGAUGAACAACGCCGAGAGCCACUUUGUGCCCAACUCCCUGAUCGGGGUGGGACUGCUGUCCUGCGUCUUCAACUCCCUGGCUGGCAAGAUCUGCUACGACUCCCUGGACCCCGCCAAGUUCGCCAAGUGGAAGCCCUGGCUGAAGCCCUACCUGGCCGUCUGUGUCCUCUUCAAUGUCGUCCUCUUCCUGGUGGCCCUCUGCUGCUUCCUGCCGUGGGGCUCGCUGGAGAGCACGCUGGCCCACGGGCUCAGGAGGGGCAUGAAAUACUACCGGGACACGGACACGCCAGGCCGCUGCUUCAUGAAGAAGACCAUCGACAUGCUGCAGAUCGAGUUUCAGUGCUGCGGGGACAGCGGCUUCCGGGACUGGUUCGAGAUUCAGUGGAUCAGCAACCGCUACCUGGACUUCUCCUCCAAAGAAGUCAAAGACCGCAUCAAGAGCAACGUGGACGGGCGGUACCUGGUGGACGGGGUGCCCUUCAGCUGCUGCAACCCCAGCUCGCCGCGGCCCUGCAUCCAGUACCAGCUCACCAACAACUCCGCACACUACAGCUACGACCACCAGACCGAGGAGCUCAACCUCUGGCUGCGGGGCUGCAGGGACGCCCUGCUGGGCUACUACAGGAGCCUCAUGAACUCCAUGGGCAUCGCCACGCUGCUCGUGUGGCUCCUGGAGGUGGCCAUCACCGUCGGGCUGCGCUACGUGCACACGGCGCUGGAGGGCGUAUCCAACCCCGAGGACCCGGAGUGUGAGAGCGAGGGCUGGCUGCUGGAGCAGAGCGUGCCCGAGACCUGGAAGGCUUUCCUGGAGAGCCUGAAAAAGCUGGGCAAGGGCAACCAGGUGGAAGCGGAGGGCGCGGACGCGGGCCAGGCCGCCGAGGCCGGCUGAUGGGACCUGUCCCCUCCCAAACACUGAGUAGUGGACUCCAGGCAAUGCGGCCCCUCCUCGCCCAACUGCACGUCUGACUCCCUAAGGCUGCAGCUGGAAACAGCCCCUCACGACCUCCUCUCGGAGGUGCGAUAUAAAGUGUAGGGUCCCUCGAAGCAUGUGGCACACGUAGGGUGGGUUGACCGACUCCCGAUGCGAUUGAAUGAGACCUGGCUUGCUCAGGACGCACCUUCCUCUUGGGGCCGCACCUGGUCCCACCCUCAUGCUGGCCUGGAACUUGUGAUCCUUCUGCCUCAGCCUCCCGAGUAGCUGGGAUCACAGACAUAGGCCACCACGCCUGGCCUCAAAGGGGAUUCAUUGAGAUGACGACCUCUUUCUUUCUGAAGCAGGGUUCAGGUAAAGGAGCACCAUUUCACCAGGGGGAGCAGGACGGGCCUGCACCAUGAGUUAAUUAGAGGAACAUUCAAGGCAGCCCGCCCUGCCUGGCUGGAGACAGAAGCUGGGAGGCAGAAGACAGAAGUCUGUGCUCCUGUAAACACGUGCUGGGAUCAGGUUACUAUGGGCUGGGCGGUGGGCGGGGCUCCCUGCUGACUUAAAAGCUUCCCGGCAGGGACAGUGAGACUGAGAUGUGGUACUGCCCAGGGCACCUUCUUGCCUCUGAUUUUCCCACACUGACAACCAGACAAAGAGGAAUGAGAGCCUGCCAGGCUCUGGUCCCAGUGCAGUUUAGGCCUGAUGCCCCUGAGACCCAGGAACCGUUCACGCGCUGGCCAUCUACAGUGAGGGCCCCAGAGACCCCGCUGUCUCCGGAGGGCUGAAAACCCACAGAGGUGCUGUUCUAGGCCACAUGCGAGACUGUGCUGUCACAACAGCUGUGUAAGAUAUUAAAAAUGAUAUUGCACGAA
Molecule: messenger RNA, 2194 nt
Organism: Cavia porcellus (domestic guinea pig)
Lineage: Eukaryota; Metazoa; Chordata; Mammalia; Rodentia; Caviidae
Gene: Prph2
Product: peripherin 2
Exons: 3
Coding region: 249-1289 (346 amino acids)
Biological process (GO): visual perception
Cellular component (GO): plasma membrane
Source: RefSeq, a predicted model, not a curated record